This is a messenger RNA of Aegilops tauschii subsp. strangulata, 858 nucleotides long. NCBI's taxonomy places the organism in Eukaryota, Viridiplantae, Streptophyta, Magnoliopsida, Poales, Poaceae. The record is from RefSeq and is a predicted model, not a curated record.
AUGUCUUCACCGCCGCCCAACCCGUCUCUUCCGCUGUCGGGAUCCUCUGUCGCGCCCGUCCUCGCCGUCCUCACCCCGGAGGAGGUGUCCGGGGUGCUGCGGGACCUAACCCAGGCGGUCCAGGAGAUCCACCUGUUCUUGGCCGGGUCCUACGGGCCGCACCCGGCUGCGCCGCCCAUCGCCGCCACCGUGCCGCCGUGGCUGCCGUGGCAGCCGCUGCACCAAGCGUGGCAGCCACCGCUCCUGGCGGCCUCCGCCGCGCCCUGCGCUUCGCCACAGCAGCCGCUGCCGCUGCCCCAGGGCGUCCCUGCCGCGCUCACCGGGCCGCUGCAGCUGCCAUCCACUGCCACCACCGCCCCGCCCUGGCUACAGUGGCAGCCGCCGCUCCUGGCAGCCUCCGCCGCACCCGGCGCUCCGCUGCAGCAGCCACCGCCGGUCAGCUCCGGCCCCGCAUCGACCGCGCCGGCGAGAGUCCCGAUCCACCAGAUCAAGUUCCCGCUGUCGCCAUUACCGCUUCCCCAGGGCGUCCCCAUCCAGCAGAUCAAGUUCCCGCCGUCGCCGUCGCCGUCACCGCUUCCGGCUUGGAUCACUACCCGCCACGUGUCGGCGGCGGUGAGGCUGCAGGCUGCUGCGCGCGGCCUCCUUGCGCGUCGGCGUGUGCGGGAGAUGCGUGGUCUGCAGCUGCCGCUCCUCCCAGCUGUUUUUCGCCGCGCAAAGGACCUCGAUCUCGUCCGCUGCGUCGGGGAUCUUGGGCAUAUUGUUUUCCCCGCGGGCAGCGACCUCAAAGUGGUGUCCAUGGGAUCCAGGUGGCUGUACACGUGCACGUCCGACAUGCGGAUGGUGUCCACUUUUUGUUAA